AUGCAGAAUCAGAGAUUGAAGCAGCAGCAGCAGCAGCAGCAACAGGCUUUGAUGCAGCAAGCUAUUCUCCAGCAGCAGUCGCUUUACCACCCUGGUCUCUUAGCUGCUCCGCAGGAUCUUGAAAGUGGUGUCAGCUUCAUAUCGUUAGUCGAGUGGGAUAGGAACUAUUUGAUGUGCACUUGGUAUGAAGGUAAUUUAGUGCAUUAUCAUUUUUCUAGUGAUGAUGUAUCUUGGCUGGAAUAUGAACAGUUGGGAGUUCCUAAAGCAAAAUGCUACAGAUAUGUGGGAAAUAUUCACAUACAGGUGACGGAACCAUUGCUUCAAGAAGUUUUUGCUAGUACUGGUCCUGUGGAGGUCUGCAAGCUUAUUAGGAAAGAGAAGUCGUCCUAUGGAUUUAUUCAUUACUUUGACCGAAGAUCAGCUGGACUUGCAAUAUUGUCCCUCAAUGGAAGGCAUCUGUUUGGGCAACCGAUUAAAGUUAACUGGGCAUAUGCCAGUGGUCAGAAGGAGGACACAUCAGGCCAUUUCAACAUCUUUGUUGGGGAUCUCAGCCCAGAGGUUAAUGAUGCCAUGUUGCUUGCUUGCUUCUCAGUGUAUCCUAGUUGCUCUGAUGCAAAGGUUAUGUGGGAUCAAAAGACUGGACGUUCUAGGGGCUUUGGAUUUGUGUCUUUCCGGAAUCAGGAGGAUGCUCAAAGUGCAAUAAAUGAAUUAUCUGGAAAAUGGCUUGGCAGCAGGCAGAUUCGGUGCAACUGGGCCACCAAAGGUGCUGGAACCAGUGAUGAAAAGGCAAAUUCAGAUGCUAAAAGUGUUGUAGAACUUACAAAUGGCUCCACAGAUGAUGUUAAAGAGGCUACUAGUAGUGAUGCUCCUGAGAAUAACCCUCAAUACACCACCGUGUAUGUGACCCAAGCUGACCUUCAUCGCCAUUUCCAUGCGUUUGGUGCUGGAUCAAUUGAGGAAGUUAGAGUCCAACGAGACAAAGGGUUUGGUUUCGUUAGGUACAGCACUCAUGCAGAGGCUGCUAUGGCUAUUUCAAUGGGAAAUACUCAGUCGUACAUGUACGGCAAACAGAUCAAGUGUUCGUGGGGAAACAAGCCGACUCCACACGGGACGGCCUCCAACCCUCUUCCGCCACCGGCUCCGGCGACCCUGCCAGGACUUUUGGCAGCCGAUCUUCUGGCUUACGAGCGGCAGCUUGCACGUGUAGCUCCUCAGCAGCUCAUGUAUUAUUAGUAAUUUAAUUUUUUUUCCCUUUCAGUCUUUCUUUCACCGUGUUUCGUGUGAAAACUUUGUUUAAUUAGGCCGUCUUGUGAUCAAUCGCUGGUCGAGUUUUUCGGUUUUCCAUUUUUCUUUUUUUUUUUGUUAUUUCUCUCUUUUCUGACUUUGUAGGAUGUUUUUGUGAGGUUUUUUUGUGUUUAGGGAUAUUGGUUUCUGGGGCUACUGUAUGUUGUAACGUGUACUUCGUAUUUUGUUUGAUGAGAGUGUCUUCUUGUUUUGUUCGGUCUUCUGUGCAAUUUUUGUUAAAUGGUGCUGGUUUUUUUGUUUUUGUACAUGAAAAUUUGAAUCCAGUAAUGAUUUUUAAAGUUGCUGCUUGUGGGUUUAAAUAUGUGGA
Molecule: messenger RNA, 1612 nt
Organism: Striga asiatica
Lineage: Eukaryota; Viridiplantae; Streptophyta; Magnoliopsida; Lamiales; Orobanchaceae
Source: the annotation of a GenBank genome assembly